CUCCUCCGCCCGCGAGUCCCGGUCUCCCUCCCUCCCCUCCUCAACCCCCCGCUGCUGAGGACUGGCUGCACAUUCCUCACCCUCCGGAUCUCCGUAGGACAGAAGCGCGGCGGCGGAACCAAACGCGCCGAGGACCCGACGGAUUUAUUCGGCACAUGAUACUUUCCAAGGGUCAAUGUUGGGUCGAGGUGUGAAGCGGAAGUGGAGCUGCCUGGAGGAGCUGGAGGCAGAUGAGCUCCCUAAUGCUCUAGUGAUGGAGGAGAAAAAGCAGAACGGGGAAGAGGACAAAGAACAACGGUCAAGCAUGAGCCACCUGCAGCAGCGCCAGCUGGUGUUCAGCCUCUGCUUGCAGAAGCUGCAGCACUACCAGGCCGGCAUGGAGCUCAGCCUGCAUCGCUCUGUGCUACUCAUCAACACCCUCAGGCAGAUUCAGGAGGAAAUGCGGAGCGACGGGAGCGACGUACGGCUCCACGGCGUAAACCCUGAUGCAUGUCUUCUCAGGGGUGAUUUCGAGUCGGUAACGUGUCCAGGGUGUGCAGAGGGAGAUGGAGAAAGCCUGUCUCUAUCCGCAGACAUGCCCUCUCAGGAGGCAAACGGCUCCACAGACCUGCAGAAAUCUCCCCCCAACACUGCCAGUAACACGUUUAGUGAUGCAGGAAAUACCAUGGGCUACCUAAGUGACCUUCCCCUGGACGAUAUCUUUGAGGACAUUGACACAUCCAUGUAUGAGACUUCAGAUCUGCCUUCUGCUUGGGGAGCUGCUGGCUCUUUGUGGCCGGUCAGUGUGUCAUUUUGGCCCGAUGAGGACAUUAAGUCACGUUCCUCAGCAGGAAGCCUCCAGUCGUGUCUGCUGGACCUGAAUGAACUGGACCACAUCAUGGAGAUUCUAGUAAAGUCCUGAUCUCUAGGAAUAAAAACUGGACAGUGACUGCAGCUGGUUGAUCAGGAGUACAAGGAAGCCUGUCUGAAUAAGGCCGACUGGUAAACCAUGACAUCAUGCUGGAUGUUUCAUGCUCCAUGUGACCACCACAGAACAUGUGCAGACAUGAAGAUGAAUAGCGCCCUAAUAUUAUUACUUUUUCCUCUUUAACAAAAAACUGAAUAUGCACUUAAACAUGUGCCUCAAGGUAGACAAAAAUAUUUAUUAAAAUCUAAUUUAUAAAUAAAUAUAUAGAUGUAAUCACCUAGAGUUCCAACAGCAGUCGAUAAUAUUGCUUUCAGCGAUGUUCCUUUUUGUUUUGCAUGAUGGGAAUUAUUUCUCAAAGAUCUAAACAGGUUUCCUCAUGUGGAGGAAAACUGCAGUUGCCUUCUUUUUAGCCAACAGUGUUAAGAAACCAGCAGCUUUAAAAGAACAUUAAAUCAAACGAAUGUUAGGAUCUAAAACAUUUUAGAAUUUUAAAGUUAGUAUCUGGUACACACUAACCAAGAGGUAAAAAUAAACCACAUAUAUUUUUAAAUGUUUACAGAGAUGGUUUUAAUUUAUCACACAACAGAUGAACAUAUUUAAAGAUGAAUUUAUCCGUAAAGUGAUACUUUAUGUAGCAAGCAGAAAAUAUGUUCAGAAGGUCUGAAUGACCCAUGAGGCUUUUAGAAUUGAAUCAAAAUCUUUGUCUUCAACACAGAUUGUUUAGCAGAGAUCAUGCCAGGUUCAUGUUCCCUCAGUAUUGUAACAUUUUUACCUUCAAUCUAUCUUCUGGUCAACCUCUUUGCAUGAAAAGAUGGCUAUGGAAGAAGGAACCUGAGCUGCCAUGAAGGGUGCGUCACUCAGUCCUGGUUGAUAAUUAAUUAAAGUCCCUUCGGUUUCUUCAGAGACCAGACUUCCACCUGCCAAGAGGGCAAAGACCUCGGUUUCUCUUUAGUAACGGGACAAUAAGUUAUUUUUACGGAGUACCAAAAGUGCCAAAAUAUAGUUUAAAAUAAAAUCAUUCAUGUUUGUAUAUACAUCGAGUUAACUAUUUAAUUAGAAAGAAAAUUCUUCUAAAUAGAUGCAUUUGUAUAAAAAUAUAUUAAAUAUAUAAUUUAAAUACUUAUUUAAUUCAUGAAUUAAAAGACUUGGUAGUCUUUUAUUUAUAUAUAUUGUCUUUGUUUACUGUUUUCAUCUAUGCUGUAAUUCACCAAAUAGUUAAAUAAUUGAAUCUAUACUCAUCAUCAAAUUAAACUUUAUUUUUAAUCAUGCCCAAUGCCUGAAAAGAUUAAGGUUGACAGAUACAACUGAAUAAAAAAUAAUUCUAUUAAUUGAAUAUUUAAUAAAUUAUUUGAUUAAUUCAGAUUUUAAUUAGUGAUUUAUUUAUUUAUCUAAUUUGGACACUUUUGAACCUCAAUUUUUCCACAUCAACCAGGGCCUUUUAACAAAGAUGAACUGUGUUGUUGAGUAUUUUACUUAUGUCCUGUGGUUAAACGAAGAGCAGAUGCUUUGCCUCCAAUUUAUGGAUGAUUUUUAUUUUUUUUUUAAAGCAAACAGGAACUUCUGUGUUGUAUAUAAAGGGUAAAUCUAUGUACUUGUUAGAAUGUUUUAAACUAAAGUUUUUAUGUAUGAUUGAUAAACCGGCCUCAAACUGCAAUACAUGUGAGAGUUUAUAGUGAGUUUAACUUAUAAUGUUUAUUUUAUCAUUUUUUUGUCGGUAUGUUUUGAUAGAAUGGCUGCUGUUGACACAAAUGCACCGUUUGUGACGUCAAAGAGGAAUCGACAGCUUACCGUUGUUGUGGCAGCUCGUGUCUUUCAUAAAUCCAGCUUUACAUGAAAGAAGCGCAAAAACAUGUACCUUUUUUUUUUUUUUUUUUAAAGAGAUAAAUGUAAUCCCAGCUGUGGCUGACAAAAGGAAACUUUGCCAUGUCCUAAAAUUGUAAAUGACAGCAUAUGCCUAUGUACUUUUAAGGCCCUGAUGGUUUGCUCUUUUGGUAUUCCUGUGCUGGGAUGGGUUUCUAAAAGGUUUUGCAGUCGUUUCUACCUGCAGCUGCAAUUAUUUUCGAUCUAGGGAGCGAAUCAUGAGCUUAACCCUCACUGUUUGGGGUUUUACUCCUUCUCUACCUCGUGUUUGUUGCUAGUUUACCUGGACACUCCUGCUUUACAUGUGCUUUACUCCCAGAGCCAUACGCCGUUAGGCACGGACUUUGUUGAACUCAGCUCUUUGCUCUCCGACCAAAGUAAUCCGCCUCCAUCUCGUGUGGAAAAUGUGCCUUACUACUGAACUGAGCAUGUUAUUUGUGCAAAGCUUUUUGUGGCUGUCUUCUGCUUCACUGUGGAGAAACCUGAGAUGGGCUGUGAGUUGUUAUGUAAAGCACUCAAAAGCAAGGACUUUUUUUCUUCUCACUCCUUGGCCAUUUUCUGCACUCGCUGGAUACUACAGGCAUAUGAGCUUAAUGCAUCCUGACAUGCUGAUAGAGGACUAGCUGAGAGAGGAGGUGGUACUGAGGGCUGGGAGGGAAAAAAACAAGAGGGGGAGGAGGUAGGGAGGAAGCAGUUUACGUCACUGGCUCAUUAGGAGGAGUUUGAAGCUUGUUUUGCUCAGACUCUGACCAAUGACCAAUCACAUGAGAUGUGUGGCUCUGUACAGGCAUACAGUGGGCAUCACUGUAGCCUGUGAAAAUAGUCUUUCUGCUUUCUUAACUUAUCAUAAUGAACACAAAAUAUCAGGCAGUAGUUCUAUCAUUAUUUAUGAUGGACUCUGAGUACAUGAUGUCACAAGAAUCUGUAAAGAGCAAGCUGUAUUUUCAUGUUGAUCAUGUAAAUGUAACUGAAGGAAGUAUUUUGGCUCUACAAUAUAAUCCUUUAUGUAUUUUU
Cyprinodon variegatus (sheepshead minnow) is the source of this 3781-nucleotide messenger RNA. Its product is annotated as cell division cycle-associated protein 4-like. The transcript has 2 exons. Gene Ontology annotation, molecular function: transcription regulator activity. Bases 176 to 901 code for a protein of 241 amino acids. Gene Ontology annotation, cellular component: nucleus. The record is from RefSeq and is a predicted model, not a curated record. NCBI's taxonomy places the organism in Eukaryota, Metazoa, Chordata, Actinopteri, Cyprinodontiformes, Cyprinodontidae.